Molecule: messenger RNA, 1243 nt
Organism: Paramecium sonneborni
Lineage: Eukaryota; Ciliophora; Oligohymenophorea; Peniculida; Parameciidae
Source: the annotation of a GenBank genome assembly
AUGUAUAAAGUGAUAUUAUUGUGCUCACUUGUUCUAUUUGCAAGCAGCAUGAGUGAAGGAGAGACCCUAUUACAAUCUUUACAAAACACUGAAUUCGGAAAAACUAUUAUUUAAACUAUUCAAGUUUAAUUACAAGGAAAUAGCAGUGUUGAUAAAAUUAUUGAUCUUCUAACUCAAAUGAAAGAUAGAAUCAAUGCAGAAUAAGAUGAUGAAAGAUAAAAGUCAAGAGAUCAUACUUAAUUUUGUGAUGAUAAAUAUGAUGAAAUAUUAUUUGUUAUUGAUUCAUCUGAAUACUAAUUGGCUAAAGAUUAAUAAACAUUACCUCUCUUCCUUUAAGAAUAAAAAAAUAAAUAAAGAUAAUUAUUAGAUAAAUAAGAAAUUGAAAACAGAAACAAUUAACGUAUUGCUGAAUUAACAUAAGAAAGAGAUAUCACUAGAGUAUUUUUUUUUAAUUAUUUAGUAAUAAUAUGAAAAUAGAAGAGAUGAAUUAACUAAUAUGGUUGGAGCUCUUUAAGAAGGAAAAAGAAUCAUUAGUAAAUUAAGUACUAAAAAAUGGGAUCCUUUAGCUGGAACUUAUUCUUUCCUUGAAUUCUCCUAAUUUAUGUUUAAUGAACUUGAAACACAUUAAAAAAUAUUGAAAAAAUAAUCCAAUGGAAUUGGCUUACUUUAUGAAUUACUUUUAGAAACUUCCUAGUAAAUCAUUUAUCUAUCUAUUAGAGAUCCUGGAAUCUAAGCUAAUCAAUAAGGUGUUGCUAAAAUUUAAGAAAUUAUUGAUGAAUUAAUUGAAAGCGUUUUUGAUUUACUUAAACAAGAAUUACUUACAGACAAUGCAAGAGAAUAAGAUUAUCAAAAUUAAAAAGAACGAAUUGUUAUACAAAAUAGAAGAUUAGAAGCUACAAUUGCUACAUUUAGAGCUAGAGUUUUAAUAAUCAAUCAAACCAUAUUAGAAUUGAAUAAUGAUAUUAGAUUUAACACUGAAGUAAUAAUAAUCUAUUGAAAUUUCAAGAAAUCAACUUUAUUGAGAAAACAAAAAGAUGAUUGGGAGAGAACUUGUGUUGAUUAUCAUAAUGGUUAUGUUGAGGCUACUAAAAUCAGGUUUAAUAAACAUUUAUUAUAUUUUAGAACCCAAUAAAGUGAUAUCUUAACUGAAGUUAUCUAAGUCUUCAAAAGAAAUUAUAAUGACUUUCCAAGUUUAAUUUAGAAGAUAUCAGUUUGAUAAAAUUAUUAAAUUUAAAAAUGAUAC